Messenger RNA from Adineta steineri, 603 nucleotides. The record is from the annotation of a GenBank genome assembly. Lineage: Eukaryota; Metazoa; Rotifera; Eurotatoria; Adinetida; Adinetidae.
AUGAAUUUCAAUGCAAAUCAAGCAUCACAAACAGCAAAUUAUGCUGGACAAGCCAUGAGUGCUUUUCAAACAGCAGUCAAUAUCGACAAUCAACAACCGCAAGCUGAAGGAACAACAUUUUGGUUUCGUUGGCUUAUUCGAAUUGUAGCCAUUGUUACUGGCAUUCUUGCAAUGGUGUGUGGUGUUUUUGGCGCACUUAGCGUAUCGGCUUCAUGCAUAGCAGCUGGUGUUUUAAUGAUAUUUUUUGGUUUCUCAAUGAUUAUGUUCGAAGUACCAAUUUGUUGUCAAUUUGUUUCAUAUACUCAACCAGUUGCCAAAUUUUCUGAAAGACGUCCAGCAUGGCAAAAAGCUAUGAUUUAUUCAAUACCACCACUUCUUCCACUUGUUCUAUGCCAAUCGGUAAGCAUUGUAUUGGGUUUCAUUUGUUUACUUGUUAAUGGAGCUAUUCAAUUCAUGUUAGCUGUUGGCAAAAAAGCAUCAAGAGAAGAAAUGCUUAGUCGAGCUGGUGUAUCAGGUGCGAACGAUCGUGGACCACCAGUACCUAAUGGUCCUCCAGUAAAUUCAACCGGAGAUAAAGGUUUUACAUUUACUCAAUUGCCUUAA